Molecule: messenger RNA, 1296 nt
Organism: Striga hermonthica
Lineage: Eukaryota; Viridiplantae; Streptophyta; Magnoliopsida; Lamiales; Orobanchaceae
Source: the annotation of a GenBank genome assembly
AUGCCUGGAAUUAUGAGCCAAAUGCCACCUAUUCCUGUGUUCUUAAAGGAGGACCUUGCAAGCAGUGUAUUUCUACGUUCAUCUCAGCAGCUACGGGAUUAUUAUUAUCCUCGCCAAUUGGGGUUGUGCAGUUUUACAUGCAACAGAAAUCGGAAGAGAAGUCCAUGGUCGCCUGUUCGAAAAUUUCCUUCCUCCACGAUGAGGCUUUUGAAAUUCAAGUUCUUGGGUGUCUGUGCGUUUUCUUCGUCGUCCUUGCCAAUUACCAAUAAUAAUAAUGAUGAAUCCUCUGGACUCCCAUUCAUUCACAGUGAUGCAUCUCAGCCUCCUCUUCUUUCUGAUUGUUUAACCCCAGCUGAAAACGAUGGAAGUCCAUCUCAAGGAAUAUCAUCUUUGGCAGGAGGAAUAGUAGCACUGGGAAAGUUUGAUGCCCUGCAUAUUGGUCAUAGGGAGCUCGCAAUUCAAGCUGCAAAGAUUGGAGUUCCAUUUCUAUUGUCCUUCGUUGGAAUGGCUGAGAUACUUGGGUGGGAAGCCAGGCCUCCUGUAGUUGCCAAAUGUGAUCGGAAGCGAAUUCUCUCAUCUUGGGCCCCACUAUGUUCUAAUAUUACACCCAAGGAAUUUCAGAUUGAGUUCUCGAAAGUUCGGUAUCUUUCUCCACGCCAAUUUGUUGAGAAAUUAUCAGACGAGCUUGGAGUUGGUGGGGUUGUGGCAGGUGAGAACUACCGGUUCGGGUAUAAAGCUGCUGGCGACUCGUCUGAUUUGAUUCGAUUGUGCGAUGAAUAUGGCAUGAAAGCCUCUAUAGUAGAUUCAGUCAUGGAUAAAAAGCAAGAGCAUUCCAAGGAGAUUGAUCAUCAUCAUCAUAACGGAACAAUUAACGAGCGAGGCCAAGUAUCAUCCACUCGAGUUCGCCUUGCGCUUGCCGAUGGUGACAUGAAUUACGUGUCACAACUGUUGGGCCGCAAUCAUCGCCUUAUGAUGAUGGUUAAAAAUGAGGAAAAUCUUUUACGAGAUGGUAAAAAGUUGUCGGCUUCUAGGUCGUGUUUGUUGAAUCUUCCACCCAAAGAAGACUCUCCUUCACAAGUUAGAAUAGGAACUCAAGACCAUCUCCAGGCAAAACCAUACCGGUCUACACAGACCAGUGGCAUUGUGGGCCUCGAUGACAAUUUGCUCCCGGGCUUUGAGGGAAUCCAGCCUGCUAAUCUUUGGAUGGCAAAGCUGUCUCAAAUACCAUUGAAAUGCCCUCUUAGAGUUAAAUUUGGUGGGCCAUAUAAUACACUGAUUAUUUGUGGCCGUGCCUGA